Athalia rosae (coleseed sawfly) is the source of this 2647-nucleotide messenger RNA. RefSeq names its product probable protein S-acyltransferase 23 (gene Patsas). Gene Ontology annotation, biological process: protein palmitoylation. Gene Ontology annotation, cellular component: Golgi membrane. Bases 1 to 1659 code for a protein of 552 amino acids. Lineage: Eukaryota; Metazoa; Arthropoda; Insecta; Hymenoptera; Athaliidae. Gene Ontology annotation, molecular function: protein binding; palmitoyltransferase activity. The record is from RefSeq and is a predicted model, not a curated record. The transcript has 8 exons.
AUGGUAGGACACAUGCCAAACAGUCCAUUAUCCCUCCAAGAAGCCACGGGUAAAGGACCCCGACGGAGAAAUGGGCCUGACGACGACGUGUACGCUGAUGAUUCCGCCCUUACACAGACCUCUGGAGGGACAAGUGAUGAAUCUAAGGAGAUCUUUGACCUGGUGCGAGCAGGGAAAGUUGAGGCGAUCGAAACUCUUGUUGAAAACAAUAGGAACUCCAGUAUCCUCAGUGCCAGAGAUGAAUGGGGGUAUACACCAGCCCAUUGGGCUGCACUGGAUGGAAAUUUGGAGGUGAUGCGUUACCUGGUAGAAAGAAAUGGGCCAGUUGAUCUUUCUUGCCUAGGAACGCAAGGUCCUCGACCUAUCCACUGGGCAUGCCGCAAAGGGCACAGCGCAAUAGUCCAAACUUUGUUGAAGGCUGGAGUCGCUGUGAACGCAGCCGACUUUAAAGGAUUGACUCCAUUAAUGACGGCUUGCAUGUUUGGAAAAGCAGCAACUGCAGCAUUCCUUCUAGGGUCAGGGGCUCAGUGUCACCUGACUGAUAUCAAUGGGGACACUGCUCUUCACUGGGCAGCUUACAAAGGCCACCCUGAGCUAAUCAGGCUCUUGAUGUACAGCGGCGUCGACCUGCAGAAGCCUGACUACUUCGGUUCGACGCCUCUGCACCUCGCAUGUCUAUCCGGUAACGUUAACUGCGCAAGGAUACUAUGCGAGAAGAGCAAGAUCGAACUUGAACCGCGUGACAAAAAUGGAAAAACACCAUUACAGCUUGCUCGAGCCCACAGGCAUGCCGAUAUUGUUGGGAUUCUUCAGGCUGAACAAAAGCGAAGAUCCCGAUGGAUCCCACCAAUGAAUGAACUAUGGGCAUUACUGUUUGGAGGUGCAGGGAACAGCAAAGGCCCUCUUCUUCUUUUCAUGGCAUCUGUUCUACUCUGGGGAUACCCGAUGUACAUGUUCAAGUGCAUUCCUCUCACUUGGGAUAUACUAAGAGUCACCCACUACUGUUUUAUAUACUGGAAUAUUGUUAUGUGGAUAUCAUGGAUAGUGGCUAAUCGUCAUGAUCCUGGAUAUGUACCCCGAAACAGUGAGGCUUACUACAGAGCCAUAAAGCAGAUUCCCUACUUCGACAAAUGGAAGAAGAGGAACGUGAUACUAUCUCGUCUUUGUCACAGCUGUAAGUGCUUCAGACCAUUGAGGGCAAAGCACUGUCGUCUCUGCAACAGAUGCGUCACUUACUUCGAUCAUCAUUGUCCAUUUAUCUACAACUGCGUUGGUCUUAGAAAUAGGAUGUGGUUCUUCCACUUCGUACUGAGCAUUGCUGUCAAUUGCUCUUUCACUCUCUACUUUGCCUGCUACUGCAUCGCAAUCGAGGGAAUCCAAUUGCUCUAUGUCCUGGGUCUCGUUGAAGCGUUUGUUUUCUGCGGGCUUGGAUGGAUUUUGACGUGCACUUCCGUGUUGCACGCUUGCAUGAACCUCACGACAAACGAGAUGUUCAAUUACAAGAGGUACUCUUACCUCAGGGACAAACGUGGACGUUAUUUGAAUCCGUUCAGCAGAGGGCCCAUCCUCAAUCUCGUGGAAUUCAUCCUUUGUCCUCCUGACUAUUUUGCCGAUGAUCCCCAGCACUAUAACAUUUUAAACGAGGAUAUAGGCACAUGAUUUCAAUUCUAACUCCCAUUAAGCUUUCCUAAAAUGUAAUAUCACAAAUUCAAUUGAAAUUUAUCAGAUCACUGGAUCUCCUUGAUUCUAAAAUACCGGGAACUCAAUGAACAACACUAUCCUAUGAACAUAGAUGAAUUUUAAUCUUUAAAGAUUUUCAGUUUGGCAGAGAUAAUAAAGAAACCAAACAAAGAACACGUAUUUUGUCAUUGCAAUGAGAUUUCAUGGGAUGUAUAAUAUCUUGAGUAUAUCCCUUUUUCUGUGAACUGCAAUGAAAUAUACCGCACUGUUUAGAAAUAUAAAUACAGGGAGAUCGACAUUAUUUAAGAAUACAUAUGCAUUCUUUUCACAACUCUGCAGCCAUUAUAAACGAAAGUGCACUUUUCAUUCGCCACUUUUGCACAAUCGAAAAAGUUACAAAUUGCCAUCCACUUGUGCAACGAUCAUGAUGUAACAAUUCAUAUUAAGCAUUGCUAUUAAAUAUACGCUCCAAAACUGCUGUAUAAAUUAUUUAUUUUAUCCAAAAAGAUCGUUUCGUUAUUACAAAAUAGUGAUAAAAAUCUAACGCACCACUAGUGCGUAGUCAUUGACAAGUUAAAAAAAAUGGCACUCUAAAUAUUAAUUCAGUAGUGGAUGCUAUGUAAGAAUGAACAACGCUAAAAACGGUAUAUUCGUUCACUGUAAAAAUAUUGCCAUUAGUUGUAAAAAUAAAGAUUUCUGAAUAGAGAUUCAAUAAGUUAUUAUAGAUCGGAUUUUCUGAUUACUUGUAAAGGAAGUAUCAGAAGAAAAAUUAAUAAAAUAGUAUAACGUCAGAGAAUAUCUUUGGCAAAUUUUGUUACGCCCUUCCGCAAUUGAGAAUUGCCUAAUGUGGUUAUUUCGUCUUCAUAAAUUCUGUAAAAACUAUGCUAAUAGUAAUACUUUUCAUUCACAUGCAAUUGCUAAUCAGUAAUUAACCUAUUGUUUUUUUUUUUUUUUUUUUAUGAACGAG